This is a messenger RNA of Acaulospora morrowiae, 564 nucleotides long. The record is from the annotation of a GenBank genome assembly. Lineage: Eukaryota; Fungi; Glomeromycota; Glomeromycetes; Diversisporales; Acaulosporaceae.
AUGACCAAAAUACAAUUAAUGUUGUGGAAUCCAUUCGAUUUGCCCUCUUCUUCAUCAUCUGCGUCUGAACUAUCCACCAAAACCACUCCACAAAUUCUAGAUCCGUACAGAUUGUCGCAAUGUGAUGCAUUUAAAGAACGAACGUAUACAUUUUAUUAUCAAAGGCAUAUAUUUUUGAAUGGUACAGAGAAAUGGGAUAUGGAUUAUAGAGCGGAACUUGAUGGUUCAUCGCACGCCUUUGGUAAAACUAGUUCUACUGGUGUAGUUCAUCUAAAACCAGGAAGCUUCCAGGUGCAAACCACUCGAGAAAAAUCCAUACUUCCCGGAACGUCUAUAUUCACAAAUUUCAUCGUCUUGGCUGCCGUGUUGUACACAACCUACUAUGCUCUGCUAGGUGGUCGAGGUAAAUAUCGAAUAACCGGCUUGGCACAUAUGAUCACGCGAUACUUUCCUCAACAACAUUUGGAACGCCCAUCGAACACAUUUCGAAUAGUGAACCCUACUGCUGACGAUAUUCUAAAAGUUUAUUUAAGUGGGAUCAGCAAGGCUAAAUUUGAAAAGUAA